Molecule: messenger RNA, 3776 nt
Organism: Oncorhynchus kisutch (coho salmon)
Lineage: Eukaryota; Metazoa; Chordata; Actinopteri; Salmoniformes; Salmonidae
Product: sialoadhesin-like
Exons: 11
Coding region: 90-1856 (588 amino acids)
Source: RefSeq, a predicted model, not a curated record
CAGAACUCACACUAACUGACAGUAAGUUGACUCACUGUACAAGACCUCUCCCCUUCACUUCACUCUACUGCAGGGUGGGAGAUGCAACAAUGGUAUUGAGAACAGCAGGUGGUCGUCUUUCUCUGGUGGUCUUUCUCUGGUCUGUAGCAGUGGUACUGGGUCAGAAUGGCUGGAGUGUUACAUACACCAAGAAGAGUAUCUGUACCUUGAAGGGGUCAACAGUGGAUCUGUCCUGCUCUUACACAUAUCCCAGUUGGCAUAAAGUCACAACAACCUUCUGGUUCACCAAAAAGUAUGCUGUGGAGAAUUAUGUAAAUCUGAGAAAUGACCCAGACUACAAAGGUCGUGUGAUGUACCAUAGUGAUAAGAUGAAUGGUCACACCCUGACAAUCACAGACCUGAGAGAGAGUGACUCAGCUACGUACAAAUUCAGAUUCAUAACAGAUCAGACUGGAGGGAAACAUACUGGUGAUCCUGGAGUCACUCUGUCUGUUACAGACCUGCAGGUGAAGGUGACCACUACAUGGUGGUCAACGACACUGACCUGUAGCACCACCUGUACUCUGACUGGUAACCCCGCCUACACCUGGUACAGGAACAGUAAGAUUGUACAAGGGGCCUCCUCCCCCUCAUACUCAGUCUACUUUCAAACUGAAGACAGCUUCUACUGUGCUGUAAAAGGCAUCAAUUCUCCUGCAGUGUCUGUUGAGGGUCACAGUUAUUUCCACGUGACUUACACCCAUCAGAGGAUCUGUACCUUGAAUGGGUCAUCAGUGGACAUAUCCUGCUCUUAUACUUAUCCCAGUGGUCAUACAGUCUCUGAAACAAUCUGGUAUACAAAAGGAAAACUUAAUGAGGCGCCUCAAAUCCUGAGCCCGGGGUAUGGAGGUCGUGUGGUGUACCUUGGAAAUAUGCAGAGUGACUCCAUCCUGAGAAUCACAGACCUGAGAGAGGAGGACUCAGCUGAGUAUAAGUUUAGAUUCAGAACAGAUCAGACAACCUGGGAGCCCACCUUCCCUGGAACAACUCUGACUGUCACAGGUCUGCAGGUGAAGUUGACUCCUGCCACUGUGACAGAGGGACAGAAGGUGACACUGACCUGUAGCACCACCUGUACUCUGGGUGACAACCCCACCUACGUUUGGUACAAGAAUGGACAUGUAACCACAAAAUCUACCAGUCUGUUCCUAAACCCAGUCAGCAGUGAGGAUACAGGCAGAUACUCCUGUUCUGUAGAAGGUCAUGAGGAUCUCCCCUCUGAUGAAGAGACUCUCACUGUCACAUACGGCCCAAAGAACACCUCAGUGUCAGUCAGUCCCUCUGGUGAAAUAGUGGAGGGCAGUUCAGUGACUCUGACCUGCAGCAGUGAUGCCAACCCACCUGUGGACAAAUACACCUGGUACAAGAAGAACGUAACCUCACCAAAAGCAUCAGGACAGAGUUACAGCAUCACUAACAUCAUCUCUGAGGACAGAGGAGAAUAUUACUGUGAGGCCCAGAAUGGAAGAGGAUCUAUGAACUCUACAGCUCUGAUGAUCAUUGUAGCAGGGAAACAAACAUCAGUUCUGACUGCAGCUGUAGGAAUCACAGUGUUUAUUCUGGUUCUCAUCCUCUUUCUCCCUUGCUUCAUGUGGUUCAGGAGAUCCACAGGAGGAAGUGAUGUCACAGCAGACACACAGAGUGCCCAUCCUGAUCCUAACAGUGACACGUACACAGCACUGAACAUGAAGACCAGGUCACCAGAGUAUGACACCCUGGCAAAUGUGAGGGACUCCUCUAGUGACACAGUCCCUCAGAUAGAUGCUGAGCCCUCAGAUUAUGAGAACUGUAGAGAACCACCACAUAACCUGGACUGAAGGGAACCACCACAGAACCUGGACUGAAGAGAACCACCACAGAACCUGGACUGAAGAGACUCACCACAGAACCUGGAUGAAGAGCUUCAGCACCAAACUAAAGCUAGGAUUUACACCUCUAUUCUCCCGCUAUCAUACUGCUGUCAUAUCUAGAAGGCUUUCCAGAUAAUGAGCUUUAACGUUUUAGAAAAUCAUGUCAUUAUUUUUAUUUUCUUGCAAAGUUAAGGAAAGGGAAACUCUCCUCUCAACCUUGUCUUAUCACUCCAAAGGGAAACUCUCCUCUCAACCUUGUCUUAUCACUCCAAAGGGAAACUCUCCUCUCAACCUUGUCUUAUCACUCCAAAGGGAAACUCUCCUCUCAACCUUGUCUUAUCACUCCAAAGGGAAACUCUCCUCUCAACCUUGUCUUAUCACUCCAAAGGGAAACUCUCCUCUCAAACCUUGUCUUAUCACUCCAAAGGGAAACUCUCCUCUCAACCUUGUCUUAUCACUCCAAAGGGAAACUCUCCUCUCAACCUUGUCUUAUCACUCCAAAGGGAAACUCUCCUCUCAACCUUGUCUUAUCACUCCAAAGGGAAACUCUCCUCUCAACCUUGUCUUAUCACUCCAAAGGGAAACUCUCCUCUCAACCUUGUCUUAUCACUCCAAAGGGAAACUCUCCUCUCAACCUUGUCUUAUCACUCCAAAGGGAAACUCUUCUCUCAACCUUGUCUUAUCACUCCAUUCCUCGUCAAUUGUACAACUGAAUGCAUUCAACUGAAAUGUGUCUUCCGCAUUUAACCCAACCCCUCUGAAUCAGAGCGAUGCGGGGGGCUGCCAUAAUCGACAUCCUCAUCUUCGGUGCCCGGUGAACAAUGGGUUAACUGCCUUGCACAGGGGCAGUAAGACAUAUUUAUGUAAUUAUGCUUAUUGGUGACAUGUCAAGUGUUUCCGAAGCUUUAACUUCUGAGUAAAUGCUGGAGUUGAAUUCUCUUUCCUUGUAAUGAUAAUUGUGUAUAUUGAUGAGAAAUAAGAUCGAUUAUGUUUCUGCUCUUUUUCAAUGAGAUUUGACCAUUUGUAGAUUCUCUGUAACACAUAUCGCUUUUCUGUUUACUCUCUGUAGAUUAAUAUUAUGUUUCUGCUGUUUUUCGUUGUGAUUUGUCUUUUCCAGAUUUUUAUAACAAAAAUAGGCCGACAUUUCUCAGUGACUAAUAUUGAUAACAGCUUUUUAUUACUUCUAGCUCUUGGACCAGGUUUCUCCUUGUCACGUUCUGACCUUUGUUUUUGUUUUUGUUUUAGUAUGGUCAGGGCGUGAGUUGGGUGGGCAGUCUGUUUGUUUUUCUAUGUUGGGUUUUGAGUUCGGCCUAGUAUUGUUCUCAAUCAGAGGGAGCUGUCCAUUGUUGUCCCUGAUUGAGAAUCAUACUUAGGUAGCCUGGGUUUCACUUUUGGUUUGUGGGUGUUUGUUUUCCGUGUGAGUGUUUGGUCCACACGGUACUGUUUCGGUUUUCGUUAUUUCACAUUUAUUGUUUUGUAUUUCGUAGUGUUCAGUUUACGUCUUAAAAUAAACAUUAUGGACACUUACCACGCUGCGCAUUGGUCCUCCGAUCCUUCUCGCUACUCCUCCUCAGAAGAGGAGGACGACAUCCCUUACACUCUUAAUUAUUUACUUUGUAUUCCUGUCAGACAUUAUUGCACAUUUUAUAUUCAUUAUUUUAUAUUAGGUAAUACCAUAUUGUUCAGUUUCAUGAUAUCACUUAUUUUAUUAUCAACACUGUUCAUUAUUACAUAUUUUAGAUACAUUAAAUACGUUUACCUUUGCAGUUUUUACAAUUUGGUUUGGUGUCAAUACAGUAUAAGCGCCAAGUUGUAAAUAAGCUCAAAGUUCAAGAUAAGAAAUACAUUGAUUAUUUGAUCAACUAUUAAUACAUUGAUUCAUAACUA